Messenger RNA from Bipolaris maydis ATCC 48331, 2163 nucleotides. NCBI's taxonomy places the organism in Eukaryota, Fungi, Ascomycota, Dothideomycetes, Pleosporales, Pleosporaceae. The record is from RefSeq and is a predicted model, not a curated record.
AUGGAGCCGCGACUAAAUGCAUUACUAGACCUCUCCAGCCCAGGCGGCAUGCCGUACGCGACAAAUGCACCCGACGUUACUACACCCAGCUCGCAUAGGCCACCGCACCAAGCCGAUUCUACUUUUGUGCGGCCCAAAGCGCUGAUGCUGGCGAACUCAUCGUCGCCAGACAACACCCAGGCCACCGAUUUCCGAAAAGAAGUGCAUGACAAGAUACACCCAACACGAGCAAUGCCUAGUGCUCCCAUAGCACAGGUACUCAACAAUGAGGCCAAUCUGCUUUCUUCACAAUCUGUUCCCAAUACUUUUGCUCCCUCUACGACUCCAUUCAGCGGCCGACUAGUGGAUCUCCUACUGGAGAGUCCCGAGCAUACAAAGCAACGAUGGGACCAAGACCAGCAAUUCUUGCAGCCCGAUAGUACGGGAUACAGUCCCUCUGUAAUCAAGCUUCCAAGACUUCCACAGCCUCCCAAGAAGACGGCAAAACGGCCUAGGAUACCGCCGCUAUUACAGGGCUUACAUCAGCCUCCACCUUUGCCACCAGAGGGCAGAUUGUUCCCGCCAAUCACUGGGGAAAAGAAUGCAUUUGCUGGUGAAAGAGGAUACGAUUCCUUGUUUGAAGAAUCAAGAGGUAAAGAUGUGGAUGACCAUGCUUUUCUUGAAAAUAGCGCACAGGAACUCGCUAGGAGUGCUCAACAUGGCGAGUAUGGGUCAAAUAGUCAGGUGACGGUACAGAAUGUCCCGCUGAGUGGGAUACCUACUGUGCAAGAGGCCAAGACACAGUCGAACCAAGAAAUAAGUCCUCCUAGUCAAGUCCAGAUUAAGCGUGGAAAGAAGCGAACCAAGUGGUCAGAGCAAGAGACCAAGGAUCUGCUUAUAGGCGUGAGCAGAUUUGGUAUUGGAAGCUGGAAAAAGAUACUGCAAAGCCCAGACUUUUCGUUCAACAACCGCACUGCUGUUGACCUGAAAGACCGGUUUCGCGUCUGCUGUCCUGGUGAAGGUUUAAAACCCAGGCAACCAAGGGCCAACAUCCAGGAAAAGCACUCGGUAGACGCUGUACAUACCCACCCUGACGGUCACGGUAAGAGUGCAGAACAAGUGGACAAAACAAACAACUCUGCCCCUACGUCCUCAGCCUCUACAGUAGCUACACGUACAACCAAAGCUACCACUACAAUGCCCAACCUUUCCGAGCUGGGCAUCCGCGAGCCCUUUUCCAAAACCGCCCGCCGCCCGCGACGCCCCUUUACAGCAGCCGAUGACGUGAACCUUCUCAAAGGAUUCGAAAAAUACGGCCCAGUCUGGCACUCCAUGCGCGACGACCCAGAGCUCGAAUUUGGAUCACGGCACGCAACAGACCUACGCGACCGAUUCCGCAUCCGCUACCCAGAACGCUACGCAAGAGCAGGCUACAAGCUCAAAAGCAAAGAUAGAGAGCGAGAAAGAGUGCGAAGAGGCAUAGAUAUGGAAACCGACGCCACGUCAGCAGGAGAACCGCCGACAUCUCUCACUGCAUCAAAAGACAAAAACUCCGACGAUCCAAACACCAUUGCUCUAUCUAAACCCUCAGCCACAGCACCGUUAUCCUACCCAUACACCAGCAGCAUGCCCCUUACCUUUUCUCAGCCCCCACUCUCGUCCUCCCACUUCCAAUACACAACUGCAACCAAUGGCCCCUCCCUCAAACCCUUCACAACAUCCUCCUCCUACCUCGCCGACCCCUUACCCACGCUCUCCUUCUCCGACGAAGAAGACAUGACAGACGACAUGGCGCAUAACGCGCAUUCGGGCAGCGGCGACCAAAGCCCCGUGACGCUGAGUCGCAAUAUUCUGCGCUGGGCAGAUGCGAAUCCCUCGUCUUUGUAUUCGUUUGUGCCGGGGCCGGGGGCCUUGUAUAGGGCUGCUAGCGCAAGCGGUGGUGCGAGUGGAGGGGAGAGGAUACUGGGGUUUGGACUGAGUGAAGGGGUAGGUGGGAGUGGAAGUGGUGCUACUGCUUUGGCUGGUGGACCACAGGCGCAACAGCAGCAGCAGCAACAGCAACAGCAACAGCAACAGCAACAGCAAGGCGAUGGGAUGAUGAGAAACAGCAUCCUUCCCGAAGCAGACAACUGGUCUUUUGCAGAUCGAACGGCGAGUUUGGCGUCGUUCAAGUAUCGAGGUUGA